AUGGCUCAAACAGUUGUUGAAUCUACCGUGAGCGAAAAGCACGAUGUUUCCCCGGCGUCUCCCAAGAAAAGCAUUCCAGCUUUGUCGCCGCAAGUGGUGGAGUUGAUGAAGAAAGAAAGCGAGUAUAUUGUUGGUGGGUUUACACCACUCCCUGCGUACAUUACAGGUGGGCAGGGGUCAACGCUUCGGAGUAUCGAUGGGAAGCAAUACAUUGACUUCAUUGCAAUGUUCAGUGCCGGGAGUCUGGGACAGUGCCAUCCUAAAUUAGUUGAAACUGUUACUUCAACUGCUCAAACUUCUACGAUUGUCAACACUUCCUUGCGUGUGGCCAGCUGGCCCACAUUUGCUGAAAUGAUGUGCCGUAGGUUUGGAUAUGACAAGAUUAACGCCGCCGUCACUGGAUCAGAGGCAGCGGAUACCGCGGUGAAGAUUGCACGGAAAUGGGGUCAACAGGUGAAGGGCAUUUCAGCAGACAAAAUGCUCGUUCUUGGCGUCGGAGACAACUACCAUGGCCUAUUAUCCGGAAUUUGGCCCAUUAUGAACCCAGAUGUGGAAAGAGAUGCGUAUGGAGUCUUUGACGACAAGCUCACCAAUGUACAUCCGGUCAAAAAGACGAUCCUGCGGUACGGCCACAUCGAGGACAUGGAAGAAUGUUUGACAGAGCACCAUGGCAAUGUUGCUGCUAUCAUCAUGGAGUGUAUUCAUGGCCAUUUGCCAACCUUCGAGGAAGACAAACAAUACGCCCGUGCAGUUGCUCUUCUGUGCAAGAAAUACAACAUCCUCUUCAUCUCCGAUGAAAUCCGCAUGGGCGCAGGCAAGACAGGGCGCUUCCUAUGCUCCGAAUGGCUGGGCGAAGACGUCAAGCCGGAUAUGAUCACAAUCGGCAAAAGCAUCACGGGAGGAGCCUAUCCGGCUGCCUUCGUCCUAGGCAACAAUGAAACCAUGUCCCUCGUCAAGCCCUACCAGUGUGCAGGUACUUUCGCGCAAACACCCAUGGCCAUCGCCUGUACCACAACCGCCUUGAAAAUCAUCGACGAAGAAGGUCUGGUAGCACGGGCGGCGAAGAUCCAAGACCAAUUUCUUGAAUAUACCAAAGACUGGGUGCAGAAGUUUGCAUUCGUUGAGUUUGUUACCUCUCGCGGAGCAGAUUUCAAUAUCACGCUCAAGUCGGAUUAUCACAACCCUCUUGUUACGGCAAGACGCUUUGCUGCUUUGGCCAUGCACAAGGGGUUGCUCACAUAUCCGUUGGAGGGGCGUAUUCGGAUGUCGAUUGCCAUGACCAUCCCUGACGAGGAUUUGCAGAGAGGCUUUGAGAUCCUACGAGAGACUGCCGAGGAGAUUGAGCAGUAUGAGGAGAUUGCCGGUGGUGUUCAUGAAACUGAGUAA
Molecule: messenger RNA, 1386 nt
Organism: Penicillium samsonianum
Lineage: Eukaryota; Fungi; Ascomycota; Eurotiomycetes; Eurotiales; Aspergillaceae
Product: putative acetylornithine aminotransferase
Exons: 5
Coding region: 1-1386 (461 amino acids)
Cellular component (GO): cytoplasm
Molecular function (GO): pyridoxal phosphate binding; identical protein binding; L-ornithine transaminase activity
Source: RefSeq, a predicted model, not a curated record